AUGGCUCAAUACAUUAAGGAAGAACCUGACGUGGAAGUGAAAGCAGAACAUGGCAGUGAUGAUGUAGCAGCUGAUGAUGCAGCUAAUCAACAAAAUGAUGAUGAUGAUGAUGUAGCAGCUAAUCAACAAAACGAUGAUGAUGAUGAUGAUGUAGCAGCUAAUCAACAAAAUGAUUAUGAUGAUGAUGUAGCAGCUGAUGAUGAAAAACAUGUGGUUGAUAAUGAUGAUGAUGUACCAGUUAAUGAGCUAGACGAUGAUGAUGGGACAGAUGGUGAUGAUGUUGAUGAUGAACAACAGCGUGAACACGGGACAGACGACGAACAACACAUCCAAGAUGGACAAGAUGACGACGUAAUCAGUGGAACUGACAUCGAUAACUGGGACAGAAGAAAUGAAGAAUGCUGUGGAGAAGAGGACACAAGAAAACAUACAGAGAGCAAGAAGUCACCUGCAACGAAAGUGAAACACGAUCGACAACAUUGGCAUUCACCAAUUCAUGCCAAGGUUUCUAAGAUGUUUGUUUCCAAAGCAACCUGUCGAGACGAGAGAGGCAGACGGAAAAUGAAUGUUCAAGGAAAACAUCACAAUGAAAAACCGAAAAUGAAUGAGGAGAAAAGGAACGUGUUUCAGCGAGUGAAGAAAUCAUCCUCUGGAGAGAAGGAAUCGCUGCAGUCCAAAUCUGUCAGUAAGAAACACGUAUCCCUGAAAGAGAAGAUGAAGGAAAGAGAAAUUGAAGAUAUAGGGACGUGGGUUCAGUGUGGAAAUCCGUUGUGUCAGAAAUGGCGUUAUUUGCCAGAUGUAGCCGACCCUCUCACUCUACCCAGCAGGUGGCAGUGCAGCAUGAACCCCAACGCUGUGUACAACAGCUGUGAGAAGCCGGAAGAGGAGUACAACGAGGAGGAUCACAUCUUCACCAAGUUCACGGAGGGCUCCGUUGUGUGGGCCCGGAUGGACGGCUAUCCCUGGUGGCCGGCUAUGGUAGAAGUAGAUCCUGAUUACGACACAUAUUUUGAAGUUUACACAUCCAGUAUGCAUCCAGUUCGCUAUCACGUGGUAUUCUUCGAUGACAGAGUGUCGAGAGCUUGGAUCCGAAUUGCUUCUCUCUUGCCUUACAGUGAAAAUCCCAGUGAACAAAGUUUGUCUAAGAUGGUGAAGUUCAAGAAGGAUCUUACAGCUGCUAAGAAAAAUGCUGAUUAUGCACUACAGUAUUCUCUCAAGGAAAGAAUCAAGAAAUUUGGGUUUGGAGCUCGCUUUAGAGGGAAGUGGGGCUACAGCACAGAAGAGAAUCACGAGCCAGCGAGGAAAGUUAAGAAGAGAGAAAAGCGACGUUUGAUGCGGGCGACUGUGACCAAUGAUCUGGACCUGCUGGACGAGUCGGCCGUCGAUGAGAUUAUCAACAGCACGGAGUCGGUGUUGUCUUCCAUAGAGGACGUGAUGGACAUCCUACCAGACAGCGACGCGGAGCAAGAUCCAGAAUAUGAACCUAAGUGUACGAAUUCUGCAGCGAGAGAGUGGCUGGCAAAGAGACGAGAGGCUAGGAAACGAAGAAUCCAAACAGACAGAUUAGAAGAUGAGGUUGAGAAGAAGAUGGUUCGGAGUACAACCGACAGUUCUGGCAAUCUCUGUAUGCAGCUCGACCCCGACAUCUUCACCAUGGAGAUGGGUGAUGGCUUGCACAACAACAACAACACUGUCAACAGUGAGAUGGGUUCAUGUGGACAGCCCACUCUCGCGAAUUGGACGGGAAAAGACGUGCCACACAAAGGAAAGAAGAAAACUAAGAGCAAACCGGCCGAUAAAGCUAAAAGUGGGGAAGCAGAAACUGCAGAGACGAAGGCUGCAAAGAAAGAUGUAGAGGGAAAUGUUGAUUCUACGACAAGCGAGAUAAGUCGAGAAACUGGCGAAGAAGCCGAGCCUAAAACAAAAAAGCCGAAGAAGAGCAGUAGAAAGAAUGAAGAGAGCUUUGAGAACAGAUCUGAGAUGAAAGGCGGGUCUGGUAUGAAAGGGAAAAAGAAAGAAAAGAAAUCCAAGGAAAACAGAGGAGAUCCAAAGAGCAUACAGAACAGUGAAACUGCAAGUGAUGCCUCCAAAUCAACUGAAUGGAAUACAGCAAAAAAGAAAGUGUAUGAGAAGCAAGAGAAAGAAAAUGUGGAACAAGGAAAUUCAAAACCAAAAUUAGCAAAGAAGACGAAAAGCUCAAAACCUGCUGACAGCAAGGCUCAAAGAAAUGAUGCGGUUAAAACGCAAAAAACUGUUCCAACGUUUGGCAGUAGUAAAAAGAAAGUAUCAAUAUUUGUUGCACCUGUUGUGGUAAAGACACAAGAUGAAAUAGUUAUGAGGGACGAUUCAAAGGACAAAGAUCAAGAAGACAGGAAAGAGAUGAGCAGAGAGACACCAGAGGGGAAAUCGUGUCAAAAUUACAUCAGUUCAAACAUGGAGGAUAAAAAGAUCAACAAGCUCAACAAAACCAAACAAAGCUGUUCAAAAAAAUAUACAAAUACAGAGGACAAAAAGGCAGAUGAAGUCAAGAAAGAUGGACAAAGCUGUUCACAAAAAAAGAGAAUUAUAGAAGGCAAAAAGACGACCAAGCUCAACAGGACUGAAGAAAGCUGUUCAAAGGAAGACAGCAAUGUAGAGGGCAAAAAGGUAGACAAACUCAAGAAAGAUGAACAGAACGAGAAGGACAAAGAUGAUUUGGUGUCCAAUGUGAAGGAAAAAAACAAACUGAAGCUGAAGAAGAGUAAGGAUUCGAAACAGGAAAAAAUCAAGACAUCAGAUGGUGAAAAAUGUGCCAGCUCUGUGACGGGUAGUAGUGAAGACAAACGAGAUAAAAAGGAAAAAUGGAAUGUAACAAAUGAUCAGAGUCAAAGUGGAGCAGAAGAUUCCAAAAUGGAGAAGUCAAAGAAACUAAGUAUUAAGGAAAAACAGAAUCUUACAAAUGAUUGCAGUCGAAGUGAAAAAGAAGAUUCCAAAAUGGAGAAGUCAAAGAAACUAAGCAUUAAGGAAAAACAGAAUCUUACAAAUGAUUGUAGUCGAAGUGAAAAAGAAGAUUCCAAAAUGGAGAAGUCAAAGAAACUAAGUAUUAAGGAAAGACAGAAUCUUACAAAUGAUUGCAGUCUAAGUGAAAUAGAAGAUUCCAAACCAGAGAAGUCAAAGAAACUAAGUAUUAAGGAAAGACAGAAUCUUACAAAUGAUUGCAGUCGAAGUGAAACAGAAGAUUCCAAAUUGGAGAAGUCAAAGAAACUAAGUAUUAAGAAACCUGACUGGUCCAGAAGUAGCAAAAUUACUGAGUUAAACAAUUCACAAGAUCACAGUAUGGUAAAAGAUUCGCCACAGAGUAAAACGAGGAAAUGUCUAAAUUCUCAAAUUGAUGAUGAUGUUAUAGAAAUCCCUAGCUCAUCUGACAAAAAUUCUGAUAGUAAAACAAGGAAGAAGAAAAAGAUAGAACGUAAAUAUCCAAACUCUCAAACAGACUCGUGUGAAAAGAUUUCUGAUGGCAACAGAAAGAAGACGGAAUGUAAGGUAAUGAAUACCAGGAAACAGCGCAUUACUCAGAACCAGUGCAGCACCGAUGAUGAUGAUGGCGACGAUGAAGAGGAGACUUUGGAAUUGAAUGAUAAUAAACACAUGGAGAAGACAGAACCUAAGAAAACGUCAGUUACCUCAAGAAAACUGCGCAGUUCACAGAGCCAGGAAAGUGAUGGUGAAGAGAUUUUAGAGUUGAAUGAUACAAACAAGAAGACAGAACGUAAGAAAACCUCACGGAAACUGCGCAGCUCACAGAGCCAGGACAGCAGUGAUGAAGAGAUUUUAGAGUUGAAUGAUAUAAACAAGAAGACAGAACGUAAGAAAACCUCACGGAAACUGCGCAGCUCACAGAGCCAGGACAGCAGUGAUGAAGAGAUUUUAGAGUUGAAUGAUAUAAACAAGAAGACAGAACGUAAGAAAACCUCACGGAAACUGCGCAGCUCACAGAGCCAGGGCAGCAGUGAUGAAGAGAUUGUAGAGUUGAAUGAUAUAAACAAGAAGACAGAACGUAAGAAAACCUCACGGAAACUGCGCAGCUCACAGAGCCAGGGCAGCAGUGAUGAAGAGAUUGUAGAGUUGAAUGAUAUAAACAAGAAGACAGAAUGUAAGAAAACCUCAAGGAAACUGCGCAGCUCACAGAGCCAGGGCAGCAGUGAUGAAGAGAUUGUAGAGUUGAAUGAUAUAAACAAGAAGACAGAAUGUAAGAAAACCUCAAGGAAACUGUGCAACUCACAGAGCCAGGACAGCAGUGAUGAAGAAGAGAUUUUAGAGUUGAAUGAUAUAAACAAGAAGACUGAACGUAAGAAAACCUCAAGGAAACUGCGCAGCUCACAGAACCAGGACAGCAGUAAUGAAGAAAUUUUAGAGUUGAAUGAUAUAAACAAGAAGACAGAACAGAAAACCUCAAGGAAACUGCGCAGUUCCCAGAGCCAGAACAGCAGUGAUGAUGAAGAGAUUUUAGAGUUGAAUGAUGAUAAAAAGAAUAUUAAGAAGUCUGAACGUAAGAAGGUAUUAUCUGUUAGCUCCAGGAAACUGCGUAGUUCCCAAAGUCAGGACAGCAAUGAUGAACAAAUCUUGGAGCUGAAUGAAACCAGCAAGGAUCAGCAGUGUCCCGACAGUGACAGUCUUGACCUUGACCUAGAUAUAGAGUUGAGUCCAAAAUCAACAACAAACAAACAUCAGUCGGUGGUAAUGAGCGAAGAUUCGGAUCCGUUUGAACUGGGUGAAGAGUGAUCCUUGUUUUACAUGCAACAUGUAGGUUGUUUACUGUUCUGCUUUAGAAAUACAUUAAAAAAUAAACACUGAAUCUGGCAUGGUGAACUGCUAGAAUGAUAAGUGCUUUUACAGAUUAGUGCUAUAGAAAACUACAUUGUACACUUGAAACACUUUUGACACACUCUGGUCCUGUUUCAACCAUCGUAAUUUCCUGUGUAUUGCCUGCUACACCAGUUUGGUUUAUUUAACACCACCACUACAGCAUUUAGCCUGCUUUGGUGGAUAGUCCAUGGACUGUCAUAUAGCUUGCUUUGGUGGAUAGUCCAUGGACUGUCAUAUAGCUUGCUUUGAUGGAUAGUCCAUGAACUGUCAGAUAGCCCGUUGCUGUGGAUAGUCUGUUUACUGUUGUAUAACCUGCUAUGGUGGAUAGUCUGUAAACUGUCAUAUAGCCUGGUGCAGUGGAUAGUCCAUGGACUCGUAUAGCCUGCUAAGGUGGAUUGUCCUAUAGCCCGCUUUGGUGUAUAGUCCUAGGACUCGUAGCCUGCUUUGGUGGAUAGUCCAUGAACUGUCAUAUAGCCUGCUUUGGUGGAUGGUCCAUGGACUCAUAUAUCUUGGUAUGGUGGAUAGUCCAUGGACUUAAUAGCCUGCUUUGGUGGAUAGUCCAUGGACUGUCAUAUAACCUGCUUGGUGGAUAGUCUGGACUGUCAUAGCCUGCUUUGGUGGAUAGUCCAUGGACUGUCCUAUAGCCUGCUUGGUGGAUAAUCCAUGGACUGUCCUAUAGCCUGCUUGGUGGAUAGUUUGUGGACUCGUAGCUUGCUUUGGUGGAUAGGAUAGUCCAUGGACUCCUAUAGCCUGCAUUGGUGGAUAGUUUGUGGACUCGUAGCUUGCUUUGGUGGAUAGGAUAGUCCAUGGACUGUCCUAUAGCCUGCAUUGGUGGAUAAUCCAUGGACUCGUAUAGCCUGUGUUGGUGGAUAAUCCAUGAUCGACCACUGAAUACUGUUUGCAAAUAUUGUUCAAAUACUGGUGUUUUUAAAAGAAAUAUAGACCUAUCAUUGUUAAUUUGAUUUUGUUUUAUUAUAUAGUCUGUUUGAAAGAACCAUUAUUUAUUUCCGGCAUGUUUUUUUUAGCCCUGACAAACAGAAAUGGUCACAUAGUCUGCAAGGGAAUCUUGGGGCAAUUUAAAAGAUCUAGUCAAUGGGCAGUAUAAUGGAAAUUACUGAAUAAUACGCAAUAAAAGUUGAGUAAUUGAUUUGAUGACAGAAGGGGAUGAGGAGUAUAUCAAGUGGCUGACAAAAACAAGGUCACCAAACGAAAUUGGGUGACACAUUUAGUCUUGAUAUGAUGCAGUAUAAACUAUACUGGAGAUCUUAGUAUGAAAACAAACUUGUCGGAUUAGCAGCUGAUAAGGAAUCCAUCACACCAGUUUUAAUAUGCUAUUGGUUAUAUUUUAGUUAUUGGCAGAGUAGUUAUAAUUAUAAAACAUUUCAGAAGAUGUAGUUUCUUUUAUUUAACAACACCACUAAAGCACACUGAUUUAUUAAUCACUGGCUAUUGGAUGUCAAACAGUAAUGUUCUCAGCUUAUUCUGAUGCCAGUACAUAGAGAUUUAACCAGAGUUAAAAAAAGAAGAAGCCUGAUAUAGAUUUUCUGCUAUUAAAUCAUUACAUAUAGUAUUUGCUGUUAUUAAAUAAAUAUUUAAUAUGCUGUUAUUGCAUAAAAUCACUGUAGUUGAUGUAUUCAGCCAGUUUAAGACUAUUUAAUCUGACUCGAAUAUUGUCACACCAAAUUAACCAGUUCUCCACCUGUGGUGCACUAAACAUUAAACACAGUUUUAUUUUUAUUAUGAUUGUAAUUUGUUAUUAAUCAUUAUCAAUUCUGUAGAUAGUAAGAUGUAUUAGUUUAUGUUUAUUACAGUUGUAAAAUUGGUAAUUUUAUUGAAUGUUACAGUGUCUGUGUAAUAGUUGUUUGCUUUUUAACGCUAAUAAAAUAUUAAUUUGCU
Molecule: messenger RNA, 6741 nt
Organism: Gigantopelta aegis
Lineage: Eukaryota; Metazoa; Mollusca; Gastropoda; Neomphalida; Peltospiridae
Product: dentin sialophosphoprotein-like
Exons: 14
Coding region: 1-4761 (1586 amino acids)
Cellular component (GO): nucleus
Molecular function (GO): zinc ion binding
Source: RefSeq, a predicted model, not a curated record